Molecule: messenger RNA, 318 nt
Organism: Odontomachus brunneus
Lineage: Eukaryota; Metazoa; Arthropoda; Insecta; Hymenoptera; Formicidae
Exons: 3
Coding region: 1-318 (105 amino acids)
Source: RefSeq, a predicted model, not a curated record
AUGGAAAAAAUGGUUAUCAGUGACUGUACAAUUAACUAUGUACAAAUCCUCGCACAAUGCGAUAUUUCGAAAGAAGAUCUAACGGAUGCAAUAGAAUAUUUUCGAGAUGUGUUACAACGAUUUGAUCUUAUAUCUGUCGAAGCGCCAAAGAAAUUUUCCUAUAUUGUUAAAUUGGAUAUCCGUAAUAUGAAAUGCGUUUGUGGACACAAUGCAUUCAUUAAAUUUUUGUGGUGCAUCAAAGUGUUGUAUUUUUACUACUUUUAUACCGAAUUUCAUCCGCAACAGUGCGACACAAUGGCCGAAUUUUAUAAUUGUUAG